AUGACGCGUGGCGAAGAAAUAGGAAGCAACAGAGACGGCCGUGAAAGGGGAAUUGCACACGUGAAAGUAACGGCGCGGAGCCAUAAUCAAAGACGCACGUGUUCGCCAAUCUACCUUGACGGAGGUGAAGAGAGAGAGGCGGAUGGCGGCGCUCGACGUCGUUUGGACUCGGCCAAAAAACUGAGCCUGUCUCGUCAGUCUUCUUACAGAAAUCAGACGGUGAGGCAACGUUUUUCAUCGUUCCAUCUUUUGUCAUUUUUUACUUGUUCUUCCUUGUUUCAACAUCUAAUCAAUUGUUUGCAAUUGCUAGAUAAAACAACGCAGCGCAAUAAUUCGAUCGAAAUGUCCUACUCAUCCCACAAUCUUUGGUUAGUUGUCCCGUUGUUGUAUCUGGCUACGCAGUUGGUCGACGGAAAUCCCGGAUCUUACGCUUAUGCAAAACCUCAUUAUGUUUCUCACGGCGGAUCACAACCGUACCUACCGGCACCAACCGGAAAGAGGCCAUCGUGCGCUGGACCUUCGGACACGUUUUGCACUGAAGUAGAAUAUUACCCAACGGAAGUUAUUGAAUAUCUAGUGAAACGUUACAGCUUCGAUUUCAAAACACUUUUGCAAGAUGAAUCGAUGGACUCCAUGACCUUAAUGACAACCAACAUAACCGCUCCGGAAAUACACACUACCCAUUACCCAACUUUUGUUCCAAAACAACCCUACGCUGGCCCUUACAUCAAUAGUAAAAUUGAACACGAACAUUGGUGGCCAAGGUACGUUCGAGUGGCACCGAGGCGCCAACAAUCAAUGUCGGGCAAUACUCGAGUAACUCGUCAGGUUUCAAAUGAAGAAAAGUUGUGCCCAACAACGUCUUCUUUCAUUGCGCCACGGACGGCUGUCAACACACGAGGGACUUGGAUGUAUGUCGUCAAUUUGGAAGGGGCCGAUCAGCAAAAUACGCAACUUGUACGGACCGAAAGAUGCGCGACAACAGAAUGUUCAGGGCUUUGCCAAGUACCGGCUGGGUUCAGCUCCAAAUGUACUCAGCAAUUUGUACAGAAGAGACUCAUAGCACUGAAUGGAAAUGGAGAGAGCCUCUACACAGAUACCUUCUGGUUCCCUCAUUGUUGCAUUUGUCAGAUUACAUCCAAUGUUUGAUGUGAAUGCUCGUUCACAACACACCAUUGGCCUUAUUUAUUCUAUACCAACAGAUCCAACACUUCACUUCUGAAUAGUUAAAAAUCACAACCUAUACACGAGCUAUUCUCAAACAGCAACAUGUCACGAGCUAGAAUCAAUACAUUCCAUAUUGACACUU
Messenger RNA from Daphnia carinata, 1309 nucleotides. Its product is annotated as protein spaetzle 5-like. Gene Ontology annotation, cellular component: extracellular region. Gene Ontology annotation, biological process: innate immune response; central nervous system formation; regulation of Toll signaling pathway. Gene Ontology annotation, molecular function: growth factor activity; Toll binding. The transcript is spliced from 6 exons. The record is from RefSeq and is a predicted model, not a curated record. NCBI's taxonomy places the organism in Eukaryota, Metazoa, Arthropoda, Branchiopoda, Diplostraca, Daphniidae. Bases 1 to 1149 code for a protein of 382 amino acids.